CUUUGUCUGAAAGAAGCACAAGGCGAGAGAAGCAGACAGCAAGAAACGAGCAGGAGAGCGGGACUUGGCUGGUGGAGGUGGCCUUCUCACAAUCACAAGAAGGACUUCAAUGUGUCUCCUCAUGGAAAUGGAUUGACUCACCAAGAGAAGAAAUGGGCCAUCCAUGAAAACAACUGUUGGGUGAAUUUAGUAGAAUGCUGGAAUCUCAAGUCCAACUCAUCAGUGGAAAACGUGUCUAACAAGUGGUGGCUGCAGAUCAUCACGACGUCCUCCAGGGCCCACUGACUCACCAUUAAGCGUUUUGACAUCAAAUGAAUGUAAAGCUAAAAUGACCAAAAAUCCUCACUCACCAGGAAAGAGUCCUCUCAUCUACAACAACAAUUUAACCCCAGAUUGUAGCUUUGCCGACCCAAGCCAGGGACAAGAGAGAGAAGAGAUGUUUGUCAGCAGUGGACAAGUGACGCGGACAGAGGAGCAAAUGCCAUGGACUCCGUCAAGUCCUGCUAGCUCCAGCAGCACAGGCUCACGGGAAGGCUUUUACUCCAUUGUUGAAGAAACUCCUUUGGCGGAAUUCCGACAAAACCUUAGCCUGGAUGACAUCUCCAGAGCGGGAAGAGAAACUGACCACCCUGAAGAAGGAGAACAGCUUUGAGCUGAGGGCCUACCAGGAAGAGAGGAAGCCUGCAAAACUUUUUAUGUCCGAGAACGGAGAGUCCAAGUACAAAGUGAGGGAUGCAGGCCCCUCACCAGAAAAAGAAGAGCUGGAUUACGAUAGGAUAGAAAUCAUUCGCAACCAAGCGCCCAAAUCCAAACUGAGCCCGAGAAGGAAAUGGAGCUCCUUAGAUGUCCUGGAUCUGUCAGAGACUCCGGAACAUGGACAGGAAUUCUCCCUCCAUUACAGUCCGCUGUCCCAGAGACAGCACACACCCUACAAGGUGGAGCCCGGAACCGUUGACACCGAGCAAAUUAACUUCAACGCCGCCCGACAGCAGUUCCUCAUGCUUGAGAAGUCCAACCAGACCUCUUUACCCCAACGUCCCAAGAAAUCCAUCAGCCUGUCGACCAUUUUCCAGGACUGGACACUUACAAAAGAUUGGCCACCCAAAGAUGUCAGGGUUUACCGUGAACGACCUGACCGAGGUUUAAGCGCGAGAAGCUUCAGUGUGAAGCAGGCCGGACUUGAGAUAAAACGAGACAGCUUCCUGACUUCCUCCAUUGAUGAGCUCGACUCGGGUUUAGAAGAACUUUCGGGUGAAUUUGGCGCCGGAUACAUCAGCGAUGACAGUGCCUCCAGCGAAGUGUUUAGCCCCACCAAGCAGCCAUGGACUCCAAAGGCGGAGACUCCCAUUGAGAGGGAGAUCCGCAUUAGCCAGGAGAGGGAGGAGAGCCUGCGGCGCGAACGAGGGAUCUCUCGCUCCAACCUGGACGAAAUGGUAGAAAUCAAGACAAAGCCCCUUCUCUUGAAGGAUGAGCCACUUAGCUUCUCGUUACCCAGGAAGAAUAAGACAAAAAGCCGGGAGAGCCUGAUCAUGCAACGAGGGACCGAACGCAAGACCUCAAGGGUAGAAGAGUCCUGUCCAGAUGAUCAGAGGCCCCAGGAGGAGAAGAGCAGCAAAAAAGGACAUCAAGCUCUGUUCAUCCAGAAGGACAAUCAAGUGUCUGUGAAUACUCCUGAUCAUGAGGUGACUCGGCCAAACACAGAGGCACACAAGAGUGUGUCAUUUUCACUGGAGGGUGAAGCCGCCUUGACCAAAGACAGUUUCUUCAAGGCCUGGGGGCAACUACCAAAUUGGCAGACGCCACAUGGCAGACAUUCAGUAGAAAUUUCCGGGGUAUCCGGAACCUCGUGGACAGGCCCUAAAUCAUUCAGCAGGCAUGCAGAUCUACGGGAUGAUCCUCCACCUCUACCCUCCAAGACAGAACCCAAAAGUCAGUUAGCACUCCGGCCAGAGAGCACAGAGGUCAAUGACUUCUGGUCCAAAGCGCUGCAGAUGGACUCGACUGAGUCAUUUAACAUCAGUCCCCGCAAGCGGCACACCCUGGAGAUAAUCGCACAGGAAAUCGAGAAAGAUCUCAAGCGAGAAGAGGAGCUGCGCAGCACCAGGGGCAGCAACCAGCUACCUCCCUCUGCCCAGAUGGGAAUCGACACAGUGGACCACAGCCCGACAAACGGCACGCGAGAGCCAGGUGAAGCAGACCACCACCCCCCUACACCUCCAUGCGACACUCCACACCCCUCAGGACUCGCCCCCAUCUUCCCCCCGCCACGGACAUCCCAAGGUGCAGUUUCUCCUGCUGCUAAAACAUCCCCUCAUCCAGCACCUGCGACUGAGAGCUCGAAACCCAAGGGGCUGACGCACACCCUUCUGGAGGUCUUUGAAGAAAGGCGGAUCAAAAUGAAGCGGGAUGAAAACACGUACGCUGGCAUUGAACCGAGCGAUGAAGUCAACACCGAGGUGCUGGAGUCCACCCGAGUCACCCGCCACAAGAGCAGCCGUGCCCUCAUGUGGGAGGCUGGGCUGUUUGCCAAUCGGGCAGCAGACUAGGGGGGGCCGCGGUGGACACCAUGGUGGAUACUGAGCUCUGUUGAGGGGGGGGAGAAGAGACAGAGAAGUCGCCACCCCCAGCCUCCUUCUGCCUCUAUGACUUGCAAUGGACAAAGCAAUGAAAAUCCGUAAUCCUGCAUGUGUGAAAUUGAUUUUUUUUUUUCUUCCAAAUUUUCUUCCUCAACAGCAGCUCUUUGCUAAGGGUGCCUUCUUAGAGCCACAACGCUCCUGAUGAGAAGUGUGGCUGAUUUACAGGCAGGGCCCUUGGAAUGACUUUAGGUUUGAACCCAUCCAUCCAUCCAUUGUCUAACCCGCUGAAUCCGAAUACAGGGUCACGGGGGUCUGCUGGAGCCAAUCCCAGUCAACACAGGGCACAAGGCAGGAACGAAUCCUGGGCAGGGUGCCAGCCCACCGCAGUUAGGUUUGAACCCUCGCGCAAAAAUUGAAAUCUGCUUUAGGACAAGCCCAGCUGACUGAUCCCAGAUGGAAUUCCCAUUCUGCUUUUUCAUCUUCCUGGCCUCUGGUGUCCACUUCAGUCUGCACACCUUCUUCCAAUACGCCACGUCAUCUAAAGAGGGCACAGCUGAGCUGAGCUUCUAUAGUGCCUCACACCAAGGACACCGUAUCUGGGAUCGACACGUCAUAUAGUCACACAACCGUAAUAAAUAAAUCAUCAGGUUUACUUGAGAAAGUGCCUGCCGCUGAUUACACUCUGACAAUGAACAUCAUGAAUGAUCCAGCAGUCAAUGGCUCACCCCGAAAACACGACCCCAUUACAGCUAACACUUAACUUUAAGGCACCUGCCUAAUAAAACUCCUCUUAGGGUUAUACACGCCCAUGCUGAGUGUGAAAGGUUAAUAAAUCGAUCAGCCUUUACUGUAUAUAGCGCCUCACGUUGACAACAAUGUCCAUUUCUAGUAACUCUUAUUGACUGAAGCACCAGUCGCAUUGCUUACUAUAGCUUUCAAUAUUCAACUAAUAAAGCUCCUCUCACAUUGCAGACCUUUAAUGCAUAUUAAGGGUUAAUACAUCAAUUAGGUUUAUUUAAUAUAGCGCCUCACACUGAGAACAUCAUGCAAUUGUAAAUCAUUCUUAGUAACUAAAGCACAGGUCACAUUUUUUAUUGCACCCUUUCAAUGUCUAAUUAAUAUAGGGACCCCCACAUUGCAAACCUUUAAUGCAAAUUAAGGGUUAAAAUAUCAAUCAGACUUUAUUUCAUAUAGCGCCUCACACUGAGGACAUUAUUCCAUUACGUUAAUUAAUCAUCAUGGCACCUGUCACAGUUAAUGCCCCACCCUUGCUAAUUAUAGUCUGCCAGCCUAUAGUUAAUAUAGCGCCUCUCAUAGUGAACACCCUUCAUGUAUAUUAAGGGUUAACACAUCGAUCAGGUUUAAGGUCUUCAUAAAUCUUUGUUUUAUAAAUAAUAAUGAGCUUUAUGUAUAAUAAUUAUUUCAUGGUGUCUGUCUCAUUACAAUUAAUCUUUGUUUAAUAAAGCGCUUGAUUUCUUGCGCGGCUCACCCUACAAUCAUUGUAAUCAAUUUGAUUUACUUUAUAUAGCGCCUCUCACAGUUUACCCUUUCGUGCUGAAAGCCACACUUAAUCAGCCACUAACACCCGCCGUUUCAUUCUUAGCUACUAAAGCUCCUGUCUCAGCACUUAUUUAUUGUCUGUCAACCCGUCACUUAUAUAGCGCCUCUCACCUUCAUAAUGCAGCUCAAGGAUUAGUAAAUCAGCCCACCUUAAUGUUAUAUCGUGCCUUACACAGAGAAUAACUUCUCAGUACUGAUAAGUACCAGUGAACGACACCACAAUAUUUAUUAAAAUCUGCCACCUCUUUUCCAAUAUAGCGCCUUUCACAGUGAACGCCCUCGCGGUGUUAAUGAGGGAUCAACCAGCUAUCCUUCAUUCUAUGUGACGACAUUCACAGAGCCCGCCUCACCAAUGUUUGUGUGAUUUUAUUUUAUAUAGCGCCCGACACUGUUGGCAUUGUCUUUAGGGAAUGAAUUGUCAUUUUCUAUAUAGUGCCUUUCAUAGACAACAUCAUCUCCCUUAUCUUAUUGCCUUUCACUUUUAGUUUAUAAAGCCCCCGUCACGGUGAGUGACGCCCCGAUGCAUUUUAUUAGACAGGAAAACAAGAAUGCUGGCAAGGGUUGGAAUAUUUGAAUUACGUGCUAUGCUCUAUAAAACAUUUUAUAUGUUAAUCAAAAUGUGUAAAUACUGUUGACUGGAAUUGGAGAUUUUGUAUUUAUUUUUUUAUAAUCGGACUAUUUAAGAUUAACGCCUGAUCUUUGAACACAGCAUCAACGUGGCUUUAGGAGUUUGCAAGUCAGUAAAAGUCUCUUGUCACCAGCA
Messenger RNA from Polypterus senegalus (gray bichir), 4899 nucleotides. RefSeq names its product mitotic spindle positioning. The coding region runs from base 594 to 2546 and encodes 650 amino acids. The transcript has 5 exons. The record is from RefSeq and is a predicted model, not a curated record. Lineage: Eukaryota; Metazoa; Chordata; Cladistia; Polypteriformes; Polypteridae.